GCGGCUCUGGAGGUUCCUCACUCAGACAUUUCUCAUUCCUGGGCAUGGCAAUGUCAUAUAUCCUUUUCCUAACUAGACUCAUAACUGAAGUUACAAGCAAAUCCACUGAAAGUUUGGUUUCACAGCCAGAAUGCUGUAUGGAUGUAUUGGAUGCUAACAGCACCUGCCCAGUCACUAACCAGUGCAGUCCAGGUUGUUACAGAGAGUGGAAUGAGGAUGGGAGUAGCAGUUGCAUUAAAUGCAAGAAUGAAACCACUUCUGUUGCGUCAACUUACAAUCUGACCGAUUGUAGAAAUACUGGUACCAGAGGAAUGAAUUUUCAAAUGAAUAUAAGUACCGUAACCCCCUUUCUACAGAAUAUAGGGGGCCCAGAAGUGGCAGCCUCUCUCAUUUUAGGGACAUUCUUCAUCAGCUUAUUCCUGAUACUGUCUGUGGCUUCAUUCUUCUACCUCAAACGUGCCAAUAAACUUCCAAAUAUGUUCUACAGAAGAAAUAAAGCAUCAGUUCUGCAGCCCAGUGAAACAGCAUCAAUGAUACCUCCACCUACUUCUUCAGUUCGAAAGCCACGCUACGUCAGACGAGAGCGAUCGUUAGUGAUGUCUGCAUCCACCGCUAUGAUCCCUUCUGCAGAAACCAGGGUCAGCAAUGUUUAGCCUUCAAAACUUACCUGAGGACUUAGUAAAUAUGCACAGUGUUGGCGAAACUUUCUGUAGCCACUGGAAUGCCAGGAAAAUGUCAGGAGCCGCUAACCGAAAAACAAGCCGAGCCACUGUGUCAAAUGGGUUUGUGCCAAACGUGGACAGAGGAGUUGAACUAAUGCAAACAUGAUGACUAUAGGAUAUAUCCAGUUCUGUGAACUGCUUUGAUGGGCUUGAAAAGCCCUUUUCCAGCUCUGUGGUUUCAUUUGUCUCCUAACAGAAGCUAUGUUAAAAUCUGCAAAGAAUCUGCCUUUUUUGGAACACUUUCAGCUUUGGCAAGAUCCUUUUUCCUUCAUUGUGGUCAGCUGUCUGGCUGUGGAGGAGAAGCCCUCAGUGCAGCACGUCAACACGGAGUUUUGGAGGUGGGCUUGUUUAAAGGACACGUUUGUAAAUGUUAACUCUAAGUGCCAUGGCUUUAAUGCUGCAGGAAAAUACAAAUGUAUUUUACAUGAAGUAUCUCAAUGCAAAAAUUGAUGCCUUCAGAAGCAUCUUCUUCAGCUUCUUAGUCAUAGAGGACCAUGGUUUUUAACUGUAGGUUUAGACCCACCUGUCUCCAGAUAUUGUCAUCCUAAGUGCUGCUGAAGUCUGUGGUCAGUAUGGGUCUGAUCCAAAGCCCAUGAAGUUGAUGGAAGUUUCUCCAGUGAAUUUCAUGGAUGUUUAGAUCAGGCCCUACGUGAGGAUCCAUUUGCUGUGGCUUUGUGGUUGAUAAGCUGCUAUUUCUGCCCCACUGAGACACCCAGCCUUCCCUCAUUCCAGCGUUUCAUGAGGGUGGCUGUUGCGGUCUAAAGGAAGGCACACUCUCUAAGCUAGGUUGAGCCACCCUGAGCACUUACACACAUUGAUUUCAACUGGAGUUGUCAUGGGAAUUCUCACCAACACAAGUAAGGGUUUCCCCAAUCUAAUCCUCCAUGCACAUAAGGCCUACAGAUCAGCACCUUAGCCUUUGAGUUCCCCCACACACCACCUGCCUUUGUUUAAACCUCACUAUCACAAUGGAUUCUUUAGAGGAAAUGACUCAUGGUGGAUUUUUGUCACCAGCCAGUGGUAGCCAUCAUGAUUUCAAGAACACAACAAUUGAUUCUUAUCUUUAAAAAUGCUAAAGUAGCUGUCUCUGGCCAAUGUGACACCACUGUGGAGAGUGUAAACCUCAUGAUUCAGAUAUCCUCUCUGCCUCCGGCCAGAGGCUUGUUCAAAGCUAUAGAGUAAGGUUUGGGAUGGGGGCAGGGAGGAGCUACUAGUCUUUUUUAUUGGAUAUCUAUUUUAUGCACAUUUUAAUGCAGUGUAAACUGUUUGCAUUUCUUUCCUGAGAAUGGAAGAAUGGAGAAUUUUGCAGCUUUCCUCCAGUGAGGUCAAAGACAGUGGGGCUAAAGAGGAAACUAUGAAGGAGCAGGGCCUGCUAGCCACACACAUUGA
Messenger RNA from Terrapene triunguis (Three-toed box turtle), 2111 nucleotides. RefSeq names its product chromosome unknown C1orf159 homolog (gene CUNH1orf159). Lineage: Eukaryota; Metazoa; Chordata; Testudines; Emydidae. The record is from RefSeq and is a predicted model, not a curated record. Bases 45 to 653 code for a protein of 202 amino acids. The transcript has 9 exons.